Messenger RNA from Egretta garzetta (little egret), 1412 nucleotides. It is a transcript of the gene DRAM2, whose product is annotated as DNA damage regulated autophagy modulator 2. The transcript is spliced from 8 exons. Lineage: Eukaryota; Metazoa; Chordata; Aves; Pelecaniformes; Ardeidae. Gene Ontology annotation, biological process: regulation of autophagy; photoreceptor cell maintenance. The coding region runs from base 379 to 1179 and encodes 266 amino acids. The record is from RefSeq and is a predicted model, not a curated record. Gene Ontology annotation, cellular component: lysosome.
CUUUGCGUAGACAAGUCCUAUAAACUGGAAAGUCUUAAACACCCUGUUUUCAGCAUUUCUACCAUCCCACCAUACAGAAGCUUCACUCCUUAAACCACUUGGAAUAUAGGAAAAACAUAGCCUCAGGCCAACAGUCCAUCUAACCCAAUGUCCAGCCAGCAGCAAGGACUAACAGAAGAUGCUAAGAAGGAGAACAAAUAAUAUGAGGUACCUCACAUCUUGAUUAAAUCUUUUCCUUUAUAUCUCAAAGAUUUAGAAAAAAAAAAAAAUGAAGCGAAUGUGGAACUUCACCAGAAAGAUGACUUUGGAUUCCCCUUGAGGUGACAUUUCUUCUGAUGCUCUUGUCCUCAGUGUUCGGAGUUAGUCGUCAGCACUGCAAUGUGGUGGUUUCAGCAAGGCCUCUCUUUCUUGCCUGUGGCUUUGGUUGUUUGGUCAGCUGCAUCUUUUGUGUUUUCAUACAUCACUGCAAUCGCCCUCCACCACGUCGACCCUUUGGUGCCCUACAUCAGUGAUACAGGGACAAUACCACCUGAAAGAUGCUUAUUUGGGAUCAUGUUAAAUAUUUCAGCUUUCUUGGGUGUGGCUACCAUGUAUGUCCGUUAUAAACAAGUGUACACUUUGAAUCCAGAAAAAUCCAAGAUCAUCAAGCUUAAUAAGAUUGGCCUUACCCUAGGACUGAUGAGCUGUUUUGGACUUUGCAUUAUUGCAAAUUUCCAGAAGUGUAUUCUGUACUACAUACACGUGGUUGGAGCCUGCCUGACAUUCGGAGUGGGGGCCAUUUAUAUGCUGGUUCAGACCGUCCUGUCCUACCUGAUGCAGCCAGAAGUUCACAGCAAAGACAUCUUUUGGAUCCGUCUGACCACGUUACUCUGGUGUUGUUCAAGCAUCGUGAGCAUGUUUAUUUCCUCCGUUGUCUUAUACAGUGGCCUGUAUGGAACGAAUCUAGUGCAGAAGUUGCACUGGGACCCACAGGAAGAAGGCUACACAGCUCACAUCAUCAGCACCGUCUCGGAGUGGUCGUUAGCAUUCUCCUUCCUUAGCUUCUUCCUCACCUAUAUCCGUGACUUUCAGAAAAUCUCCCUGCGUGCAGUUGUCAGCUUGCACGGGCGAACCCUUUAUAACGCGCCGCAGAGCUUUGUGACGGAUGAGCAGACGCUGCUGGUAGCGGGGAGCAUCUAAUGAAGGUGAAGAGAACACGUUCUCAGCAUAACUCAGGAAUUUAAUAGCAAUAACGGCUGAUAUCUCUAAGCAUUUAUUUUAUAUGAAGAGAAAAAUAUGAAGUGAUUGUAUUGUACUUGACAUAAAGGGCUUUGCUAUUAACCCACACAGCAAUGCAAACGUUCCCAGUAUUGUAAACAAGCCUGUAACAUUUCCACAUGUGCCAAUAUCAUGAAAUAAUAAGAUGAAGGUUA